GACGGCGAGUCAGAGUGUUUGAAGAAGAUAUCAACUUCCGCGAGGCAGCGACUGGACUACUGAUAAUCAGCGAGGAAACAACAUCAACAACGAAGACGACGUAGAGCCCCACUCGUCAUACUCCAAGAGUCCAAGAGGAUGUUGACAUAGAAGAUAGGAACAGCCGACGCCGCCAGCCGAAGAUAGCCCCGCAGUAGGGAAGAGGCGACAGCUGCAGACGGCAGCGCGAGGGACGACCAACCGGAGCUACACGUAGAAGAGCUGAGGGCCAUGGGUACCCUCACGAAAUUUAUUAUAAUAAGUCAACUCAUUUUUACCCUGUUGCUGAACCCUGAACAUGUGAGUGGAGUGUCAUCAAGACUAGACAUUCAAAUCACUAAAAUUGAAGAAACUUCGGGACUGUACUACGAACAUAACGGCAAUGGACGAUUGUAUAAUACUGAAUGGAGAUUAAUCUCCUAUUUAAAUUUAAGUCAGCCUGAAAAUAAUUAUAAUACGAUAAGACGAUAUGUAAGUGUUGUAAAAGAAUUAUGUAAUAAGGAAAUUCCGGUGUAUAAGGGUAAAACUCUAUGUUCUAAUACUAUAACAAAAUUAUCAAACAGGUUAGACGCCACUGCGCGCACCAUAGAAAUUAUAGGAGGUAUAACCAAAGACCAUGUUAGUCCUAGAGUAAAAAGAAGUUUCUUUCCAUUUAACCUAAUAGGGCAAUUGAGUAAAGUGAUUUUUGGUACGCUAGACGAAGAAGAUGCAGAAUUUUAUAAUAAUAAAAUUACGAAACUUGAGAGCGAACAAUUAGACUUUCUUAAGCUGAGUAAGGAACAAAUUUUUAUUGUAAAAUCGACCUUGCAAACCAUGAACCGAACUGUUAAAGACUUAAAUGAGAAUCAGCAAAUGUUAGCUGACCAACUAGUAAAACUUACAGAUGAGAUAAACCGCAUAAACUCGAAUGUAACCGACGCUUUAUCUCAUCAUAACCUGCGAAUACGAGUAAACGAGCAUUUGACUCUAUUAAAUCAAGGAAUUGAAACCCUUUCAUUUCAAUGUGAAUCUAUUUUGAAUUCCAUAAUAAAUGCAUUUAAAGGGAUUUUAAACCCCCAUAUUAUAACACCACAAAAAAUCGUUGAAUAUUUCAAUGCAUUUCAAUCUACUCAUUCUCGAGAAUUUAAUCUACCAUUACCAGAAGGAACAAUCAAAGAUAGUUCCCUUCUUAACCUGAUGGAGCUGGAAGUGUUUAGCAAAAGGAACAUUUUAUGUUAUGUAAUUAGACUACCAGUAACUGAUCAUUUAAUUUUUGAUAUAUAUAGAAUCAUUCCAUUGCCUGUAAAAAUGAAAACUGCCACAAACAAAUAUGUUUUCAUAGAUCCGGAAACGGAUUAUAUUAUGAUGGAACACUCAAAACAGUACUACGCAAAAGUAAGCAAGUAUGAAUUGAGUAAGUGUAAAGUAAUAACUAAAACUCUUAGAGUGUGUAGACAAACCUUUCCAUUGAUCAAUACUUAUGCACGGGAAGAUUGUGCAGCCAAAUUAUUGUAUACUACAGGUCCUAUACCUAGCAAUUGUGUUAAGAAAAUAGUAGAGCUAAAGCAGACCCUUUGGAUUCAGCUAGAGCACAAUGAAUGGUUAUAUAUUGCGCCAGAUAAAGAAAAAAAUACUAUAGUUUGCGAUCAAACUGGACCUUUUGACGCAACAGUGGAAAACACUGGCAAACUUAAGUUUAUAAGUGCAUGUAAAGGUUACGGUACCAACAUCUUUAUAUCCUCCCAACUGGAGUUAACUACUAACACUAGCACAAAAUAUGUUAUUCCCAAAAUAAAUCUUGACAUAGAUUGUUGUGAUGAAACAAACUAUAAAAUAACACUUGAGAAAUUAAAAACAAAGUUACAUUUGAAACCUACAAUAACUCGGUUAGACGAUUUGAAGAUCGCCGGUCACAAAAUAGAGGAAGUAGAGCAUAUGAUAAAUGAAGAGGAAUGGAAAAUAAAACACACAAACGUGAUUUCACGAGUAUCUGUAAUGUCCUAUAUCAUUAUCAUAUCAUUAAGUUGUAUUUUAUGUAUAUAUUGUUGUAUAAAAUGUGGAUGUUGUAAAACUAUUGUCGGUAAUUGCUACAAGAGGUGUAAGGACGGUGAUUGCUGUAAUUGUAAAACCAUAUGUUUUAAACCAACAAUUGUAAACACAUACAGACCUAGGGAAAGCAAUGAGCUGGUCCAUUCCGUUAACGAAAGCCAGAUAGAGGAAAGGAUCGAAUUGAGAGGAAACAGUUUACGGAGAACUCAGACUAGCCAUUGAUGGCUAAUUCCCAUUUCAAACUAAGAGAGGUGUAAAGAAACAAUUGUAUUUUCUUUAAUUGUUUCUUUUUUCCCCGCAAGGGAGGUGUCGUAAGUACAUAGUUAUUUUAGUUAUUUUGGGUUAGUAUUAGAAAUAUAAAAAUACUAUAACUAUAAUUCUGGUAUUAAAUUGUAUUAUAAGCAUAAGGUGAAUAAUGAGUAAUGUUUCAAUAGAGUGUUUCAUGUCUUGUGUAUCGAACGAUGAGUAUGCCUGUCGAAGGUUUACAAGCCUUCUAUGUCAGUUGGCUAACCAAAUGUUAGUUAUGUGUGGUGGUUCAAACAGACUGUUUACUGCAGAGGAAACUAUGCAUCACAAGGUUAAACAAUGACUGAAUCCUUGGACUGAACAUGAAACGAGUGUGUAAAUGAAAACGACGAAUCACGAGAAAGGGUGGGGAGAGAGUGCGCUCUGCCCCGGCAGAAGGAAGCGGACGGAAAGAGAGUGUGUCGGGAGACUCCCGAGGAGGAGGUCCUAGGAUGGGGACUGAGAGCUUUGUCAGAAGGAACAGACUUGUAGAAUCUUAAGUUUGUACUUGUAAUUUCUAUGUAUCAAGAAGUGGAUGUAAAAGCUUUGUAGAGUUUAAUACUUGUAACGAGCCAAGAAUGAAGAAUAAUAAUAAGAGUUGUCCUGUCUGCAGUUUUAAGUUAUUGCUUUUAAUCGCUCCGCUGCCCCACAUAGCCUCACCUAUAAGGAACCAGCCGCUCGGUCACGACAAAACACAUUUCAUGAUUUAACAAUAAAAUAACAGAAAACCCCGAGACAUAUAUGUUUUAUUCAUCGAACCUUCAUGCAAUAAUAAGGUUUUUUGAGUUCGUUUUAUAUGUAUCCUACAAAAUAAAGGCAGACAUGCAUAAGGGCCGCGUGUCGAUGGCAGAAGACAAGAAGAAGAUAGCAGAUUCGAAACUAAAAAUCCAGAAAGAUUUUACAGACAAACUGGGAUAUCUCGUGGACGUGCCUAAGCUAAGCAACACAAAUGUUGGCAAUACGUCUCGUCGAUUUUUCGCUGAACCUGAUAUUGCUGCCUUACUUACAGGAGUAGACCAAGAGCUCAUUUAUAGAUUAAAAAUCAUUUUAUAAAUGCUAUCCUCGGGUUCUAAAUAAAUGGAUAAAUUUUCUAAAUACGCACUUAAUACUGCUAAACACUAUGACAAUAAUUAUAAUUAGCAGCCAGUGUCACCGACAUUACAUAAAAUAUUGACACAUACGCCGAGUGUCAUACCACAUACAUUAUUGCCUAUUAGGCAACUAUCAGAAGCCGCAGAAGUCAAGAACAAGCACUUUCGACAAUACCGGCAAAAUUACUCUCGGAAAUUUUCAAGAACAGACUGUAAUCAAGAUAUUCUCAAAAGACUUUUGUUAAGUUCACACCCAUAUAUAUAACAUUCAUCCUAGGUCAAACAAAAUUAGGCAGACAUUCUCCAAAGAUGCAAUAGAAAUGUUAUUACAAAGCCAAUCCUCAGCAUCAUAUAAUUCAGAGGAAUUUGAAGUAUACAGAGAAACCCUUCAAAUCCGAACUAAUUGGGACUGUAACCUGUUCGGAUUUCAAUUUUUUUUUCGGAUUAGCCGAAAACUAUACAUAAAAUAAUAACGAUAUAGUACUGUACAUUAAGCGAGGCAGGCUGGUUUUGGCACGCGACUAGCGAGGUUAGUGACCUUGACUGGUGAGCAGGCGGCAGGAAAGUAGUUGACCGUACUGUCGUUUGGCAGGCCUGCGUUAAAAAUAAAACACUACCCUAACAGUCUUGUAGUUAGUCAGCUCACGUCUGUUCUGUGCGUGUCUACUGUCACUACUGCACUGCUUAAUUUAUGUGCUGUUCGUUUUUGUUUCUGUUCGAGUUGUGUUGUUAUUGUUGAGUUUUUAAUUUAGUGAACGAUGUUGAUUAUGUCUUGAUUUUAAAUUAUGGCAAGCAAACGAAAAAAAAAGUUAUUGUACCAUAGAACAAAAACUGAAAGCUUUAAAGCGUCUGGACGCUGGAGAAAGUUUGACAAAGUUGCCUGGCGAGUUUGGUGUUGGUAAAGCAACAAUCUGUGACUGGAGAAAAAAAAUCGUAUCAAAAUAGAACAGUUUGGCAAUGUGAUAAAACCUUAAACGAACGCCAUCACGUACAUUUUUCAUAAAUGAAAAAAAAAUGAUGAAGCAGUUAUUUUGUGGUUUUCACAAGAGCGACAGAAAAGAGUGCCUAUUAGUAGUCCACUAAUUCAAGAGAAGGCAUUACGGCUUAAAGAACUAAUGAAUGGUGAUUCGGCCUUCACUGCUAGCAGAGGAUUGUUGGAUCGAUGGAAGAAAAGGCAUGGGAUCAGACAACUGUCGAUAAGCAGAGAGAAGCUAUCAGCUGACACAGCUUCUGCAGAAUAAUACCGAAGCGAAUUUGGUGAUUUGAUUUCCUCAGAAACUACUUGCCACAGCAAAUUUACAAUCCAGACAAGACUGGGUUGAACUUGAAAGUCCUUCCCACUAAAAGUCUUGCUUCUGAAGAGGAAUCUUCUGAGCCGGGUUUUAAAAUGAACAAAGUGUCUUACAGUUUAAGUAUGCAGUAAUGCAGCGGGAUCAAACAAGCUUUCAUUGAUGGUGAUUGGUAAAUCUGCAAAACCACGAGCCAAUAUGAAUAUGAUAUCUCAUCCUGUGUAUUACAGAAAUCAAAACAAGGCAUGGAUGACUAGUUCUCUUUCUAAAGAGUGGUUUGACAAGCAAAUUGUUCCUUCAGUGAAAAAGUUUAGUGAAGGAAAUGGACUACCACCUCGAGCUCUACUUCUGAUAGACAAUGCCCCUUCUUACCCAUCAUACAUGUGGCUGAUAAAAGCAGUUUUUCUGCCUACCAAUGUGACAUCGCUGCUGCAGCCUAUGGAUUAGGGUGUUCUACAGAAUAUACAACUAAGAUACCGAAAAAUGCUCUUACAAUAUCUUAUUGAAGAAAAUGGUUCUCUUUCUAUCCUUGAGAAGCUGAAUAAAGUUACAAUAAAAUACAUUAUUUACUGGGUUGCAGAAUCGUGGCAAAAUACAGGUGUGAACUUAAUGUGGAGAUCUUAGAAGCAGCUUUGGCCUAGCCUCGAGUUCGAGAAAACACCUACCCCUACACCUGUCACACAAGACGAUAACACCGAGCUCCUUCAUCUUGUUUAGCAAGAACCACAUUGUAAGGAUGCUGGAGAAGAAGGUUGUCUAGAGGAGUGGACAAGAGUUGAUGUCAAUAAAGAAUGCAGUGAACAUGAAAUAGUGAGUCUGGUCAAAAGUCAACAUGAUGGCAAUGUAGCUAGUGACAGUGAAGAAAAAGAAACUUCGACAGUCAAUGUGACUUAUACUGAUGCUAUCUCUGCUCUUGACAUCGCCUUGUACUUCGUAGAACAACACGCAUCAGCCACGCCAAACGAUGUCAUGUUCAUGCGACGCCGGCAUGCAAUUGCCUCCGCGCGAAGGUUUUCGUCUCUUCGACAAUUGAAGAUAGCUGAUUUCAAGUGAAAGAUUAAAUUAUAUUUUGUGUGUUUCUAUUGUUAUUUCAUUGUUUUUGCAAAGUAAUUAACAUAAAGAAUUUCAAUAACCAAUUUUUAUGUAGACGCAUUUACACUUUAAGUAUGAUAACAGCACUUCUUCGUAAGUUUUCAACUAAUUAUGUAAAAAAAGGUUAAAAUGUAGAAUAUGUAAUUGUUUUAAGACUAAAUAAAUAAGUUUCUCUUUUUUGCAUGUUUUUUUUAAAUUAAAUUUGUCCCAAAAACUCGUUCGGAUUUCCCGGGAUUUCUGAUUUCAGGGGUUCGGAUUUCAGCAGUUUCAUUGUAUUAUAAAGCUAUGUUUAGAAACACUCGCAUUAAAUUAUUAAUGGCGUUGUUACUUAAAAUUAUUUGAUAUGAAAACAACCCAAUAAAAUUAUACACUUUUUAUUUUAAAAUACCUUUCACCAAACCCCUUAAAAUGUUUUGUUUAAAAAAGUGUGAAUUCCAAGCUACUUUGUUAGCAGUAGUAUAUAUUGAACGGUCCGAGGACUGGCUUUUGGCUGUGGAGCCAGAGCCGAUGUACACCAUCUUGGAUAAUGAAGUCAUGGUGGACAUCAUGGAUGACCUUGACCUUUGGCCUUGACCCUGGUGGCCACCUUGGGUCUGCCAUUUUGAUUUCACAAACAUUUUGUUUUCUAGAACUUUCUGCCAUUUUGGAUUAUGUCAUUGUUGAAAUUUUCGCUAUGUCCGCCAUCUUAAAAAUCCACAAUUUUUAUGUCAGAAAAUCGGGAAAAAUUUUUAAAUACAUAAAAAAUUAAAUUAAAAUUUUUUAUUAAUAAUUGUGCUCUCUUAAAUUAAGACAUUACCUUUCCAAUUUCGUUAUGGUAGCCAUCUUGGAUUUUAGAAACAUUGAUUGUUUUAUUAUGCCUGUCAUCUUGAAUGUGUAUGACUUCAUUAUUACAAUUUCAAUUACGGUCGCCAUCUUGGAUUCUAGAACGUCGCAAUUUUCGUUACAGACCCAACUUGAAAAUUCACAAAUAUAAUAAAAAUAGGAAAAAAUGUUAAAAUGUAUAAAAAAUUUUACUAAACAAAUUUUACUAGUAUAUUAUUUUAAAAACGCACUUUAUAAGAGCUCGGAGUCCUCGGUUCGAACCCAGCAAGGUCAUUCGAUUAAAAAUGGCAACGGAACCUCCCUGCACGGAAGCUACCAGCAGACUGACCUCCCGCCACUAACGACAAUAUCGAAAGCUAGUAUGAAAUCAUGUCCGCCAUAUUGUUUUUGUCUGCUGGAGGCCACCAUCUGGUUUUCGUCUGCUAGAGUGCACUACUACAAUGUUAGUUUAAUUUUUACCCAGUAGAGUGCAGUAAUCAUUUAUUAUUGUGGCACCCACCAUCUUGAAAUUUGGACACCAUCUUGGAAUUUACACCAAAUUUAUUUGGCUAUAAAUUAGGAAAUGAUACCAAAAAUCAUCGAAAUAAAUCACUCAAUAUUAUACUGAUUGAUUCAAUCGAUUCCUGUCCUUGGUUCGAUCCCUGGAUGAUGCAAAACAUUAUUUUACACAAAAAAUACUUAUUCAAUAAAUCAUGUUCAAAAUCCUAAAAGUGGCUUAAGUUUUUUAUAUACCAGCAGCCAGUAAGCCGAUAUGAUUACCAUCUUGGAAAUUUGUAUUUAUUAACCUAGAAAUUCAAAAAAAAAUCAAAAAUAUAAAAAACUUAUUAAAAUAAUUAUAGAUUCGAUCUAUAUUAGAUUCUUGGCCAGUGAUAAGGGUAACUAAAACUUAAAAGAAAUUUUAAAUCCUGUUUCCCAUUAUUUUUCAUGGCGUAAACCACUCCAAACAAGAUACCUAUCCGACGAAAUAAAUAUACUGUCGCAGUUCCUACCAUGUUAGUCUAAUUUUUCGAUACAUAGAAUGCCUUCCAACCAGUUCAUGUACAAUGCUAGACAUAUAGGCUAAGUGCCUUCGGACAACAAGACCAGGUCAUGAACAAUGUCCGACGUAUAGACCAGACAACUCCAAACCUUAAGACUUUCUUUGUCGAUAGUUAAUAUAACAUAGCAGUCAAGUCUUCGAACUGUCGGACCUAAAGUAUCGAUAAAAACAAUUACAAGAAAUUAGACCAACAAAACAUUUUUUAACGCUUAUUAAAAGACAAAGAAUCCCUUAAAAAUGUUUUAUUAAGACAACGAGGAUUUGAACCAGUAAAUAUUAAGAGCUACUACAGAUUUAAUAACGCACCUUUACUGAAAAGAACACACAAUACACAAGAAGGACUCACUGUACACACACAGUACACACAAUAAUCAAACCUACAGUUACUAGAACCAAAGUUACUAAAACAAUUAGUUUAAAAAAUAACAAGUAAUAAUAUUAUAUUCUUAAACUAUAGUUUUAAAAUGCAAUAAUAACGAGAAAAAAAGUAUAUCCACUGAGAGUCGAAGUCGAACUUCAAAACAUAACGUACGAAACCACUCAUUUAACCACUGAGCUAAAAAGACGCGAAAAAAUAUAACGGGAAUAUUUCGCAAUAAACGUUGUAAUCAUGGGCGUAUAUCCCGUGGGCAAGAGGACAAGGGGGGGGGGGGGGCUGGAAAUAAGCAGUCCCUCACUGAGAGGACUCGCUUGUGCUUGCAAAAUAGUGACUCUGAAAGGGGUUUAAUAACAUAAACGUCCAAACUAUGUUUUAUGUAAAAUGUUUUCUGCAUAUCGCAUGCAUAUGGGGCAGAAUAUGGGCAGAAUACAACAUACAAGCACCCAUCCAGCGAUGACUUGUGUCGGUUAAAACCCACGUGCAAAAUUCUCCACCCGCCCCCCUCCCCCUUGAGAAUCCAACAAAUUUGCGCCCUUGCCGACAAGCAUGAAUAUCUCGCAUGCAGCAGCUCCAACAUUACUUGCCAUCUCAACAGUAAUAGAGACUUCAAUGAAUACAGUUUCAUCAGCAGCAGUGAAAUCGAGGAAGCGACUACUAGCGGUGUUCCACCACCCAACUGUUCCUACUGACAGCAUCAAGAACCUAAGAUUCAUAAUUAUGUAAUACAAGAUUGUAAUAAUAACUCUAACGUGUUAAAUAUCAAUGCAACAGGUGUUGUAGUCAGUUUAUACACUACGGAAAAUUGAAAAGGCACAUUAAGAAUUGUGAAUCAAUGGUUACAUUUUCAAUAGAACCAAGAUGUAUCUUCUGUGGCAAGACGUUUGCACACAUCUUCAGAGCAAGGCAUCAUGAAAUAUAUCACUGUCAUUUUAACUAAACUGAGAAUUCUAAGCUGUGUGCUAUAUGUGAAGAUGGACUGUCAUGUAGAGCUGUCCUGAAAACACAUGCCAAAACAUGCAAAAGACUCGCUUAGUAUCCAGGAAGACUGAAUAAACCAAGAAACGCUAAAUACUUUAGUAAUUUGCUUGUUUGUACUUGUAGUAGUGAAUAAUUUAUGUAAUACGUGUGUUCUUGAACCUGAAAACUUAAUGGUAAAAUGUUAGAUGAGGCGAUAUUUAAUUAAAUAAGUAUUUCUGGCCUAUAAUUACUUUUUUCCAUUGACAAAGAAUCGAACUGAGGACACGAAUUGAUCGUAUCAAUCGCUAUAUUAAUAGGUGAUUGUUUUUAUGAUUUUUAGAAUUUUUUUACAAAUUUUUGGGUUAAUGAUUACGAAUUUAUAGGAUGGCAGACCAGAUGGCCAACAAGAUGGUGGAUAUCACAACGAUCUGGUAAUAAAUACUGCGCUCUAGCGAGUAAAAACUAAACGAAUAUGGCGGCAACACUAGCAGUCCUAGUAGCAAGUAUUGAAAACAAAUAUGGCGGCUAGGCCUCCAACAGGUGCUGCUAUUAUGUCUUCAUAUUAAAAAAAUUAAGUCAGAAUAUGUGUUAUUUUUAUAAAUAUUUUAUUUAAUUCUCAGUCUCAUAAAUCUCUAGAUGGCCAUGUGGUCAAAAGCGUAUUCCAUUCCAAAGGUCCGAGCAGACAUGGUUCGAAUCACCUAGCUUCCAAAGUAUUUUGUAUGAAAAAUUAAAUUUAAUAUAAAGAUGACGACCUCCAGCAGAAAAAAUCGAAGACUGCGACCUCCAGAACCAAAAUCCAAGUUGGCGACUUCCAGCAGACGAAAACAAUAUGGCGGACAUGUCAUAAUUUAAGAUGGCGAAAGGUUCUAGAAAACCAAAUGUCAGAGUGUUACAGAUAAUAAAAUAGCAGAAUCCAAAAUGGCGGAAUCCAAGAUGGCGGAAUCCAAGAUGGCGGAAUCCAAGAUGGCGAUCGGGGACAUAUUCAAAGGUCACGGUCAUCUAAGAUGGCCACCGAAAUUCUCAAUCAUUACCCGUGAACCCAGCCGCAGGACCGGCCAAUACAUACUACUAAUACGCUCUUAUUAUUUUAUUACAAUUAUUUACUAACAAACUAGCAUAACAUAUAUAUAUAAUUUUAUUUCGGUAUUCAAUUCGUGCAACAUAAGGUAGAGACUACAGCAAAGUUAUAUUGUAAAAUUAUUUGUCCUUUUCUUUUUAAUUCAAAAGGUUUAAAUUUUUUAUCACAUAUGUAUCUAUAUUUUAAAACCCUGAUUGAAUUAAACUUAGUUGUAUUUUUGUUUAUGCUACACAUUGUUAUGUAACACAUGUGUAUAAUUUACUUUUGCCUAAGAGAUGACAGUGUUAUGAUGUUUUUAGUUUUUGAAAUAUUUGUUUUUAAUUCAGAAAGGGUAUAUUUUAGAGAAAGGGUGGUGGAUCAGCAGAGUGUGAACCAUACGUUUUCCUCUAGGAUGUUAGGAAGUACCCAAAAUUUCAAUCGAUAACUCGAGGAAAUACUAAUGAAGGUGGUAAAUUCGCGUAUUCAAUUAUAAUAUAGGCGCAUACGAAAUACGCGAAUUUGAGUACCUAUUUCUACAUAUUUGCUAAUACGAAUACGCCAAUAUGAAUAUUUUGUUCAUGUAAUCGUAUUCUCUAGUAUGCGAAUACGAAUAUUCACACAAAAAUACAAAUACAACUGUAUUCGUAUUCACACCUGCAAAUACGAAUAUAUUCAUAUUCACGCCUGUAAAUAUGAAUAUAUUCAUAUUCACGCCAGUAAAUUCGUAUAUAUUCAUACUCGUAUUCAUAGAAAAGAAACUUUUGCGAUUACAUUCGUAUUCGUAUCUACGAGUACAAAAUUGCUCAUCUCUGCCUUCAAGUCAAAAACAAUACACCUUUGAAUGGUAUUUCCUAGAUGUUUUUGAAACACGUGUCCUUUAAACCAAAAUAUUGAAGAUUUCGUUUUCGGGGCCGACACAGCAAGUGUUUUGAGCCAUUCUUGCUUUUAUAUGUAUUGAUUCUGGUAUAGUCUGUGUAAUGUAAUUUGUCUUAAAUUUUACAAUAAUUCUCGAAAGAUGAUCUACAUAUCCUGUUGCCACUUUUGUUCCAUCAACAAAGUUUGUAAACAACUCCUCCAUGGGGUUGUAAAUGUCCGUAAACAAUUAUCAUGUAUUCCUUUGCGCGUGACAUUUUGGAAAUGUGUAAUGCUGAUGCUAAUAUCAAGGAAAGUCAAAUCUGAGACAAGUUAUGUGACACAGACUUAGGAAAAUAGAACGCAGCUUUUGCAAGGCGACGUCACAGCACCGCCAUUUUCUUGUGGGGCGAUUCAGCGGUAAAUUUUAAAUUUAAACUUUCCUUUCGUAAAAAAAAAAACUAUUUUUAAGCUAAACAAAACUGUGAUUAGUAGGGACCGGAAAAAUUCGCUGAUUAACGACCUACAGGAUGGACUUCAAGAUCCUCUAUGCACUCGGACAAAUUAGAUCUGCUCAUUGGCCACUGACUCGUGACAACUAUUAACUAGAAUGCCUUUGAUUCGAUACUUCUUUCGUUGAGGAUUAUUCAUUGGCUCAGAGUCCUUCAGACAACCUGUGGUCCAAUCACUGAAGCAGCAAAAGGUUAAACACAUUUGGAUUCUAGCCUAUCGCGAAAUGAAACCGCGAAUUUUUCCGGUCUCUAGUGAUUAGUAACUAGAAAUAAGAUCGUAAAAUAAAUUGGCCGUGUUCCCCACCGAGUGCCGUUGGUUGUCGUGUGAAAGCGAGUCCGCAGUUCUGUGCCGUAGUGUCUCUCGCCCCAGCGCUCCCAGAGCGCCAGUGCUCGCAGCAACGGUCGACAACAAUGUCUGCGACGAGGACGGCGGAGUUCAAGCGUGCAUCCGGAGACUACAAAAGCGCAUCGCUGCGAUGACUCAUUACGAAGCGUACGUUGCACAUCUGUCUGAAUUCUCCCAUGCCAUCUCGGAAGUUCGCCUCCGUUAACAUCGAGGAUUGAAUAGGACGCGUGUUCACUGGCGAAAACGGACUCUGAAAUAAGCGUGCGACCCUCGUUAGUAGCUUAUUGUCCUCGACAGGAACGUCAAUAAAUUUGAGAUAUUCACUCAGACACUCCCGCAGUUCUAUUGGGUUUUACGUGACAGACCUCCAGAAUUGUUAAGGCUUGUCCAAAUUUGCCUUGUAUGCACUUGUCCCUGGGGAUGGCAUCACGAAAUCUGUCAGAACUGGAAGUCAAAUAUGCAAUUAUGCAAGUACACGAAUCUGUGUACUUCUCGCGUAACUCCUGGUAAAGAACGUCGCAAUUUUUAUAAGCGUUCUGUAAGUUAUACUUGACUUAAAAAAAAAUACAAAAUAAUUUUCACUGAAUAAAUUUAAAAAAUAGUUUUACGACAAAAUUUCAUCAAAUACAUGUAGCCUACAUAAUGGCCAUCCCUUAUAAAAAAAAGUUCAAAACUUAAGUAGUAGAUUGCCAUUAAUUCGUGUGUUUGUAAAUGAGCAUAAAACUGUACCUAAUAUUAUUUGCUGGGAUUAAAUUUACUUACUACAAAAAUGUUAACAACUUAUUUAGCUGGCUAAUGCCAUUUAUAGAGGCCAAAAACUACAUCCGUCCUAACUGGUAUAGCACACUACAAGGACAAGCCAAGUAUGAAGGGUUACAACUACAUAGCUGUGUACUUGAACUCGGACACGGGGCCUACAUGUGAGUCAUGCCGGAGUGUUGGGAUCGAACCCACGAGCCUCGCCACACGAGCGUGACGCGACACCGAAGGCGCGAAGCGAAGAGAAGAGGUGCAAUUUAUUCCGCGGAGAUUAGUUCCAUGUGGCUGAAUGCGUGGCCGCCCACUGAAGGCGAGGCGAGGCGAGGCGCCCCGCGAAUAGUCUGGCGGACAAGUGAGCGGCGCGACGCGGCCUCCUCGGCACCUUUCGGCCACUUCCGGGGCUGUUCGACCCUUGGCUGCGACACCAAAAUACACUUAGUUUUAGUUAGGUUAGGAAAAAAAAUCAGAAAAAAUAGAUUGGACGCGAAUAAACUAUACGUAGGCACCGCGACAUAAAACGAGAAUUAAUGAAAUGCGAAGAAUAAUUCCCAAUGAAAUAACUCUAUGGAAGAGCAGCCAAUGGGAGGCGAAAGUUUCCCAGCUUCAGGUGCAAGAUGGUAACACCUGGAGUAUGACGGAAUGGCGGUUUCUCCUUAAGAUGGAUAGAAAAAACCCCCACUGAAAACUCAUGCCGGAGUUGCAUUUAAAUCGAUAGAAAGGGCACAAGCCUUAGCAGACACCCUCGAAUUAGCCUUUCAACCUAAUCUCGAACCCUGCGAUCCGCAAUUUAAUUCCGGAAUAUACGGACACGUUAUAAUUACACUUAAUCAGCCAUUAGCUUCAUAAUCUUAACUCAAUCACAGGAAGUUAAACAAGCUACCAAUCGUAUGAAAUCACGUAAAGCACUGGGAAACGAUGGCAUUCAGGCAGCAAUAUUUAAGAAACUGCAUAACGAAAUUUCAGAAUACCUAGCUGAAUUAUGAACGUAAUGUUUAAAUUUCACUAUUUUGCAUCGUAGUGGAAAGAAGCGAAUGUGAUGGUUAUUCAUAAACCAGGAAAAUACAAGACACUGCCCCAAAAUUAAAGGCCCAUUAGUUUGCUUAAUGCAGUGACAAAGUAGCAGAAUACAUCAUUCUGCAGCGACUAAAUACAUCAAAGAAAAUAAUAAACUGCCCUACGAACAAUUUGGUUUUCGCAGCGCGUAUUACACAAAGCAUCAAUUGAUCCGUAUGACAGAACAAAAACUGCGUUUGCUCGGAAUAGCUAUAAUUUCGCAGCAUUUUUGGACACAGAAAAAACCUUUCAUAGAGUAUUUCAUGCGAGCUUAAUUUAUAAAUUACAUCAGACUGGCUUCCCCGAUUGAUAUAUUAAAUUACUGUCCUCGUAUUUGAUAAUAAUAUUAGGACGGGAGUGAAAUAGGAUUGAGGGAAAGAAACUGGAUGAGAGAAGAGGAAAGGAUU
Bacillus rossius redtenbacheri is the source of this 14007-nucleotide messenger RNA. RefSeq lists its product as uncharacterized. The transcript has 2 exons. Lineage: Eukaryota; Metazoa; Arthropoda; Insecta; Phasmatodea; Bacillidae. The coding region runs from base 271 to 2289 and encodes 672 amino acids. The record is from RefSeq and is a predicted model, not a curated record.